CUUCCUGUUCGGGUUUACUGCUUCCGGUGGACCACAGCAAACCUGAAGUAGAUGCAUGUUCUCUCCAAAAAGUCGAUUAGAUUAGUUUGUUUGUUGUGAGAUCUUAGCAUAUUGAGGACAAUAGUUUUAUCUUAUUUAAGAAGGCAUGUUUGCCGUCAUUAAUUUAAUGUGGACAACAACAAUUUUGUACUAACGUUUUAAAAUGAUCCAAUUACGCAUAUUUUUCAUUUAAACUACUGCUUGGUGACCGGUCAAUUGAAUGUUGCGCUGAUUGGCGUUCCAUAUUUUAGUUCAAAGUUUCGUGUCUGUUUGGGAUUUUUUAAAUUUUAUUUCUUAUAAAUUUGGAGUUAGCUUACUGCUAACAAUGAAUAUCCUUCCCAAGAAAAGCUGGCAUGUCCGCAAUAAAGACAACAUCGCGCGCGUGCGAAGGGACGAAGCCCAGGCUGCAGAAGAGGAGCGCGAGGCUAAACGCCGCGCGGAGCGUGCGGAGCAAGAGGCCCGGACAGAAUAUCUGAGGAGAAAGGCCCGGGCGGGUCUCCCAUCAGAGGAAAGGACAGAAGAGGAUGGCAGUCAAAGCGGAGGACAUGUGGAGCAUCUCAACCUUUUUCCUCUGGAGGAGUCUUCAGAGAAGAAGGGCAAUGAGGAGUAUCUCAAAGAAAAGAAGGAAGAAAAGGAGAAGCAGGAGCGAGCCAUCGGCCUGCUGGUUUCUUUAGGACCCCAGCCAGGCACUGAGGUGACUCCAUGGUACAUGCUAAGCAGCGCAGAAAAAGAAGAACAAGAAUCUGACAACAAGAAGGGCGUAAUCGAAGAGGUAAAGGAGAAGAAGGACCGCAGGCUGAAGGAAAGUUUGGAUCCUCUGAGAGAAAUGAAGAAAGCUUUGGGGGGAAAUGAAAGGAAGCCCCACAAGAGCAAGAAAAAGGAGAAAAGAAACAAGGAAGAAAAGAGGAGCAGCGGGGAAAGCUCUAUGGAAAGAUUGCGUGCUGAACGCUUACAAAGAGAAGCUGAAGAACGGAGGAGAGCCCAGGCUCUGCUGGAGCAGAGGAGUGGGAAAAGGAAAGACGCAGCGCGAGAAAUGGAUGACAGGGAGCGGCCUUACAACAGUGCUUACUUCCCAGAAAUUGCCCGAAAGCGACAGAGGCGAGAUCGAGAGAGCUGGAGAGAUGAGAUUCUCAAAUCCUGAGAACUUUACUUGGAUUAUAAUUAUAUAUACAUAUAUCUCAUUAGUCUGAACAUUUUACCAUGAUUUCCCAUGAUUAUUCCAUUUUUGUAAUUCUUCCUGUUUUAUCCAUAAAAGGAAAGUCCUGCAGGAACUAAGGGUCAUGUCCAACAGCAGUUUCCUCCACCCCCGCCGCCGUUUCACUCAUGAGCACAUCAGCAGGGCAGAUGGCCGCCGUCACAGGGGGCCUGAAGCACAGGCUGUCGAGAAGAAAAACCCUCAACCACUGCUCGCCCGGCUUACAUCAUUGUAAAAAAAAAUGAUAUGUUUGUGCUGAAAUAAUUUAUUCCCACAUGACUCAUCAAUAAAAAUAGUCUCGUGGAUGUUUUA
Molecule: messenger RNA, 1546 nt
Organism: Oryzias melastigma (Indian medaka)
Lineage: Eukaryota; Metazoa; Chordata; Actinopteri; Beloniformes; Adrianichthyidae
Gene: leng1
Product: leukocyte receptor cluster (LRC) member 1
Exons: 4
Coding region: 365-1180 (271 amino acids)
Source: RefSeq, a predicted model, not a curated record